AUGACAUGGGUAUUAAAUCAUAUCAAAACAAUCGGUGGUCGCGUCAUGGGCUCAGCACAUUCACGUACAGCAUUACGCACACAUAUCCAUGCAUUAAUUUUCAACCAAGGACUACCAAGUAUUUUCUUAACUCUCAAUCCGGCUGAUAUUCAUAGUCCCGUCGCAUUAUAUUUUGCCGGCGUCAAACUUGAUCUAGACACUGUUCAAGCAGAACAACUUAUGGAUACAUACAAACGUGCCGAAAUCAUAGCUUCUCAUCCUGUUGCGACAGCUAAAUUCUUUCAUACGUUGAUUUCCAAUAUCUUAGAUACAAUGAUUAUUGGCGGUGUACUCGGUCGUGUAAAAGCUUACUUUGGCACUGUUGAAAGUCAAGGUCGCGGNGGUCACCGGAUCCAGCUGAGUGCCGAUUAUCGCCGGAUUCAGCUGGUUUCCGAUGGUCACCGGAUCCAGCUGAUUGUCGAUUGUCACCGGAUUCAAGUGGUUUUUGACGGUCACCGGAUUCAGCUGGUUCCUGAUGGUGACCGGGUCCAGCUCGUUCUCAAUUGUCGUCGUUUCUGUCUGGAUCCAGUAGGAAUUCGCCGGUAA
Adineta ricciae is the source of this 585-nucleotide messenger RNA. The record is from the annotation of a GenBank genome assembly. Lineage: Eukaryota; Metazoa; Rotifera; Eurotatoria; Adinetida; Adinetidae.